UUUCGUUCUUGUUCAUUCCUUUCACUUCCCAUAUUUGUAUUCGUAUAUGUGGCCCUUCUCUUUGCAAUGGUCGCCUUCCUUUCUUUCGUUAUCCCCUUUCUCCCCCUUGUAGCAAGUUUUGUGCACCCUGGCCUGCUCGUCUCCGAUAGUGAUAUCUCUCGCACCCAGGAAAAGAUCAAGGCCAACCAGGAUCCAUGGACUACCUCUUGGAAUACCCUGACCAGUCUCUCGUUCUCUGACACCAGCUACACCCCUUCCCCAGUCAGCGUUGUCUAUCGAGGUACCUGGGAUGGCCAUGCCGCGAACGCUGAGCUCCUUUGGCAUGAUGUCGCGGCAGCAUUCAAUCUAGGCCUACGCUGGAAAAUAUCCCGAAACACAAGCUUCGCUGAUGCCGCUAGCAAUAUCCUACAUUCAUGGGCAACCACUCUCACUGCAAUUGACGGUGGCGACGACAAGUACCUCACAGCUGGCCUGCAGGGGUACGAACUCGCUAACGCAGCCGAGCUCCUUCGCGACUAUCAGCCCUUCGUGGACGAUGUUCUCCCUGCUGUUGUGGAAAUGGCCAAUAAUAUCUUUAUCCCGAUGCAUUACAGAUGGCUAAACCAUGAAGAGCCGUCAGAGCAUAAUGUUCUUCAUUUCUUCGCCAACUGGGAAUUGUGCAAUGUCGCUUCAGCGAUGGCCAUGGGUGUCCUAACCGAAAACCAAACAGUGUGGGAUUUCGCCGUGGAUUACUUCAAGUCUGGGGAUGGAACGGGUGCUAUCAACAAUGCUGUCGUCAACAUCGUUGAAGAGCCUGGUACAGGGGCUUUACUUGGUCAAGGCCAAGAAUCCGGUCGUGAUCAGGGCCAUUCAGCAUUAGACAUACAACUUCUCGGUGUGAUCGGGCAGCAGGCCUGGAACCAAGGAGAGGAUUUGUUUGCCUAUAAUGAUAGCCGAAUUCUCCGUGGGACGGAGUACUUCGCGCGAUACAACCUUGGAAAUGACGUGCCCUUCGUUGAUUACACGAACGGCAUAGUGAGCCACACAGAGAUCAGUAGUGCCUCUCGUGGAGCCAUUAGACCUACCUGGGAGCUUCUCUACAACCACUAUGUCAUGACGAAGCGAGUAGACGCACCUUGGACCACUCUGUACCUCAACAACUCUCUUGAGUAUUACGGUGGUGCGGAGGGCGGUGCUGGAUCCUGGGGAGAAGGGUCUGGCCAUUACGAUGGGUUGGGCUGGGGAUCAUUGCUCUAUCACAUGGACGAGUCUGAUGUGGUAGCUGCAGUCUCCUCCAAAUCUGCCUCACCUACGGCAAGUUCCACAGCAAGGGUGUCUACUACAUUGGACUCGGCUCCUAGCGCAACGACCACGGUUUCUAGCGUAUCUAGAAAAAGUGCGCUUGUUUCGCAAUCAACCCCCACCGAUUUUGCUGCUGUCUCCACUGCUUCGGGCACCGAAACAUUUGUGUCAUCAAGUGUUACUACAACUUCAGCCAGUGCAUCGACAACUUCGCCCCCUACACCACUUGAUAUGUCACAGGAAGCUCCUCGCCAUCAUCACCAUACCCAUCAUCACCAUCACCAUCACCAUCACGUGGAGGGUCAGGCACUUGGUGCUUGCCAUUGUGAUCGACUUGAGCCCGUGUGUUCCCAAUGCAGGAGAGCGGGCAAGCCAUGUGGCGGUUAUCGGGACGUGCCGUCUUUUAUGUUCCGUGAUGAGAAUGACAAGGCGGCCCGACGAAGUGCAGAAGCAAAAGCGAAGACCGAGGCCCGUCGAAAACUGGAGGAUAGUGCAGCUCUAGAAUUUGAUAUAUCCACCCCCGGCUCGGGAGCUGAUCCUUCGCUGUCAAAUGCACUAGUCUGCAGGAGCAGGGGCCAACUAAUCCUGACACCGAGAAUUAUUGCCCCGCUAUCCAUCCCAUUGGAGGAUCAGGGGUUGAGAUUCUUUGUUAACCGUUUUGUGACACGGAUAACCAACAGAACAGGUCGCUCUUUGCAUGCAGAUACUGUGCAGCCGUCUCCUCAUGUUGGAUCAGUUGCUCUCGAUCAGUCGAGUCGAGAUGCUGUCGUCUCGGUUGGCCUUGCUGCCUUGUCCAAUGUCAAUAAUGAUAGAGAACUGCGGAUAUUGUCUCGAGAGAAACAUGCAAUGGUCAUCAAGGCCGUACGAGAAAUAGUGGAGAACCCCGCCCAGGCCAAUCCCGACAGAACAUUUCACUUGAUCGUAAUGCUGAGUCUAUACGAGAUGGUCACCUGUACCCCAAGCCAGCUCGACUCUUGGAUAGUGCAUCUGGAUGGUGCAGCCGCCUUACUUAAACAACCCGCCUUUCGGCUAUCGCUUAAGAACCUGGACCACCGAGCCCAUUUACAAUUCUACUUUGUUUCAAUUGUCAGAUAUUUCUCCAAGAGGGUUGUCUCCCCAGAUCUACUGAGCUGGUCGCCUAAUCUCGUAUCAUCUGCGCCGCCAGAGAUCCUACCAGGCGUCGAUCUCGUUGACAUAUUGGUUAGAUUUACAAAGUUCGAUGCAUAUGUGCAUCACCAAAAUCCCGACGCCAGAGCAGUAGUGGACUCAGCACUAUUGUUUGAAGAUGAACUCCGCGAGUGGGAAACCAGCCUUCCAGUAGACUGGUCAUUUGCUGUGAAAGAAUCCAAUACAUACGAGUACACCUUCCGUGGCCAGUAUCAUGUCUACAAGGACAUGUGGGUUGCAAGAGUUUUCAACCACUACCGCUGGGCACGACUGUUGGUCAACCAGACCAUCGUAUUCCAAGUUUCGAAAAUGAUACGACCGACACCAAAUAACGUGAUUCAGCGGCAGCGAGCAUUGCACACGAUUGCUUGCAUGGCAAUUGAGAUAUGCGCCGGCUCUGCAAGUCAGGAAGCUAUCUCCGCGCAAGGAGUUGCCGAAGACCCAUCACAUAUACCCCUGUUGAAUGGUACCUUUAUGCUGCUUUUCCCACUAGGAAUUGCCGGAGGCGCGGCAGGGACCCCUGAUGAGGUUCAUGAUUGGGUUAUUGAAACCCUUGAACGAAUAGGAAGUACGAUGGGGAUCCGGCGAGCUUUGGAAAUGAUACCCCAACUGAAGAAAUCAGUCGGGAAAUGGAAACUAGAUCAGAAGCUGUGGAACAGCAUACAUGGGUAUAAAUAG
Messenger RNA from Penicillium crustosum, 3126 nucleotides. Its product is annotated as Chondroitin AC/alginate lyase. Gene Ontology annotation, cellular component: periplasmic space. The record is from RefSeq and is a predicted model, not a curated record. The annotation marks the transcript as partial. Lineage: Eukaryota; Fungi; Ascomycota; Eurotiomycetes; Eurotiales; Aspergillaceae. Gene Ontology annotation, molecular function: DNA-binding transcription factor activity, RNA polymerase II-specific; zinc ion binding; lyase activity. The transcript has 4 exons. Gene Ontology annotation, biological process: regulation of DNA-templated transcription.